Molecule: messenger RNA, 3198 nt
Organism: Hymenoscyphus albidus
Lineage: Eukaryota; Fungi; Ascomycota; Leotiomycetes; Helotiales; Helotiaceae
Source: the annotation of a GenBank genome assembly
AUGUCUCCUUCAACCACUAAAGAGAAUCCAGAGACCUCGACGUUCCCCUUUACGCCUCCAAAGCGUGAUGACGGCGUUGAUUUGUCUCGGGACCUCCAAGAAUCCCCAGAGCAAGAGCAAGAUUGGCUAACUAUUCGUCGAAGGUGCGAGACAUGCAAAACAAGAAAGGUAUGAUCUCCUUUUGCUCUGUUCAAUACAUUCAAUUCCUGAUGACAAGCUUCUUGAACUGGAUUUUCAAUUCAAACUUCUCAGGUUGGGAAAUUCCAUAUUCAGACUUCUCAGCUUGAGAGGUUUGAGUGAAUUGCUUAAUUAGUAAAGACGCAAUUUCAGGGCCAAGAACUACUUGCCUGGGAUUGAGCUUUUAUGAGCAAAUUUGUAAUCGUCUUUUUAGGAUGGAGUGAAUUGCUCUCUUUCCUUGUUGACACAACGUUCGCGGAAUUCUGACAAUUUUGUAGGUGAAGUGUGACCGUGGUCAACCAUCCUGUGGCUGGUGCACCAAAAAUGGACAGUCAUGCGAAUACAAAGAACGCAAGAAACCAGGUCUGAGAGCUGGAUACGGCCGAGAAUUGGAGCAGAGACUAGAUAAGCUCGAGGAAGUGCUUCGUUCUCACUCUCAGAUUUUGGAAACCUUUCCACGCAGAAAUGAUAGUUUACCUAGCGACCAUGGAACGCCACCUGUCCGACCUACCUUCAGACCUAUUGAGGCUCCUCGAGGCCACGUACCACACGCAGAGACCGCGCUCUUCUUACAGAAGCCAUCCUCGGUAUUCUCUGGAUCGCAGCCAACGGACUUUCCGAGUACUGUUGUUCAGACUCCUACAAUGUCUACGCAUCCUACGCUACCCCCACUUCAUCGUGAUAUCUUUCAGCAAGGAAUGCAGCAGACAAUGCAUCCACACAGCCAUGCUCAACAGCCGCCUCAUCCAAUCCAGACUAGUCAAUCACCAGAAUUCUAUAGCACCAGUCAAGCCCAUGUCCAAUCGCCAAGUCUCAAUGUAACCGAACCCCAGAGCGAAGCUUCUUCAGAACAAGACUUGCCACCAUAUGAUCUCCUCUAUGCUUUAGUUGAUCUGUACUUUAAGCAUAUCAAUACAUGGUGUCCAAUAUUGUACCGUCAGUCUACCCUAACUUCCUUGUUUGGAUCACCGCUAGGGGAAGCCGAGAAAAUUUUGUUACAUGCAAUUGUUGCUACUACAAUCAGGUUUUCAACGGAUGCAAGAUUGACUGAAGAGAAACGUCGAUAUUAUCACGAUAUCUCCAAGCAGAAAGUUUUGCUGUAUGGAUUGGAGAACUCCUCGGUCAAGGCACUGCAAGCUUUAGUAAUAUUAGCUCUGGACCUGGUUGGCAGCGGUAAUGGACCGCCAGGCUGGAACCUUCUCGCUUUACUGACUCGAUCCGUCGUUCAGCUCGGCCUUUCGGUGGAGCCAACCUCUUUUUCUAUCUCAUCAGCUUAUCCUUCGAUUUAUACCCUUCGAGCGAUGGUACUACCAGAAGCCAAGGAUUUUAUCGAAGAGGAGUCUCGAAGACGGUUAUUUUGGAUGGUGUACCUCCUGGAUAGAUAUGCAACGAUUGCAACUGCUUUUGGUUUUGCCCUCGACGAAAAGGAAAUAGAUCGCACCCUUCCCUGUCGGGACGAAUCUUGGCAUAGGAAUGAAGCUGUUCAGACAAGAUGGUUUCAUACGAGCAAGCGCGAAACAUACGAUAUAGACAAGCCGGAAAAUCUUGGAACAUUCGCCUAUUACAUUGAAAUACUGGGAAUCUUAUCUAAAAUCCAUAAGUUUCUCAAGGCACCCGUCGAUAUUAGCUCUCUUUCAGAUGUCGAGCAAUGGCAAGGAAAAUACCGGAAACUCGAAAGUAUGAUCAUGGAUUGGAAAUUUCAACUUCCACCCGAAUACAGCACCACUACAAAACUCUUUCAACCUGGCCAAAGUAAAACAUCAUUGUCCUGUGGCUGGGUUAUGCUUCAUGGUCAGUGGCCCUAAUUUAUAUACCAUGCAAAGUGUUUUCUAAUCGAUUGAUAGCAACUUAUCACACAACAGUAAUACGACUACAUUCAUCCGCUGCCUAUCCCACCAACAGAUCGAACAUUUUCGGCUCUUCUUAUAGUGCAGGUCAACGUUGCCUUGAGGCAGUAGAGUCUAUCAAAGUUCUUGUGGAGUAUGUGUUGCAAUGUGGUAUGCUCACGAAACUUGGACCUCCUUUUGCUUUUACACUUUGGGUUGCCGCAAGAUUGCUGUUCGUUCACGGCUCCACUUUCGAACAUCAAGUCAACCCAAAAAUACAUAUUUUUGUCGAUACUCUUCGGGAGAUGGGUCGCUAUUGGGCUGUCGCUGAAAGAUAUACCACAAUACUCCAGCGGGUUCUAGAGGAGCAAAGAGAUUCUGAGCGAUCCGCUGGCCCGGCUGGGGAGAGAGUUAUUCCAUCUUCUGUGAAGAUUUUGGCUGACAUGCGACGCUGUGCAUAUGAUUUGGACUUUCUAAUAUCGAGACAACCAAGGCACGUUGGCUUGGUGUCACGCAUGCCCAGCAUUACCCCAGCUAGGACGCCGGCGCCAAAUGAGCUUGAAUACUUCGAAACCUUCGACUUUUUCAAUUUUCCAAAGUUGCCAGUGGCUAACAAUGGAAACUUGGGCAAUGCAGCAACAAUGGGUCAGAUCGCCUCACACGAGGUUGGAAAUGGAGUCAACGAGUUUAAUAUCACCAACUUCAUGGUGGACGAAAGUUCAGAUUGGCUAUUCAAAAAUCAGAGUUGAUUUUACUAAUUUGAUAGGUACCAAUGAGACAGUGAAGGGUGAUACUCUAUUUUGCAUAAGGGAUCGCAUAUUUUGGAUGGUUGGUUGAUAAAAAUUGGAUAUAAAUUUUGAACAGAAGUUGGGACUUGAUACAUCACGCAAAACUUUUGGGGGUCUACAAUCGUGAGGCUAGGACGGAGCAAGCAGCAUUUGCUCAGUUCUUUGCCACACUUCGGAUGUUCCGUGGAUCAUACCGAUGAUGUACUGACAUAAAUCGAGGCCUCCAGUUCUGCGCAGCUGUAUUCUCGCAGUGCACCCGUUGGAUAUGGCCUCGGUCAGGUCUCCUUUCAGUUAAGGAGCUGGCUCAACCAGCUGAGGACUCUUGAGCAUACAUGUAUGAAGGUGUUCGCAAAACCUGCAGUCUUCCCAGUGAUACCCUCAAAGGGUGAUUCUAUUCUUUCAACCAC